Messenger RNA from Cloeon dipterum, 1036 nucleotides. Its product is annotated as zinc finger protein 830. Gene Ontology annotation, cellular component: spliceosomal complex; nucleus. The record is from RefSeq and is a predicted model, not a curated record. Gene Ontology annotation, molecular function: nucleic acid binding; zinc ion binding. The transcript is spliced from 6 exons. Lineage: Eukaryota; Metazoa; Arthropoda; Insecta; Ephemeroptera; Baetidae. Gene Ontology annotation, biological process: mitotic DNA replication checkpoint signaling; nuclear DNA replication; mitotic DNA damage checkpoint signaling. The coding region runs from base 104 to 991 and encodes 295 amino acids.
AGCUACCUGGCGCUACGAUCGCUUCAUUUGUUGACAAUUCAUCAGCUGAACCGGCGCCACAACCAAAAUACAAACAUUUUUCGACCAAUUUCUUUAGAAAAAGAUGGCAAGCUCGGCUAAAAUGGGCAAGAAAGUGAUUUCACAGAAUGAACUGCGGCGAAUCAUGAACGAGCAGAAGAAAAAGCUGACGCAAUCGGUCAAGAAAAUCGAAUCGCCCCUUGCAAAGUACUCGGCCAGGGGCCAACUGAGCUGCAUUUUGUGCGACGCGCCUGUUAAAAAUGAAGGCCUCUGGACGGCUCACCUGGCAAGCAAGGAGCACCUGGCCAACAUCGCUGCCGCCAAGAGGAAAAAGGCCGAGGCCGAGAAAAGGACAGCUCCCCCCGCAACCUUUGCCGUUCCCCCGGAGAAAAAGGUGAAAACCGGCGCUCCAGCGGUCGCCGCUUCAUCCAGUGCCAUUCCCGCAGACUUUUUUGAUUCGGACACGAAACCCGUCGCUAUCAAAGUGGAGAAGCAGGAGAGAAUGGAAGCACUCCAAAAGGUCAAGGAAGACAACAUUGAAUCCACGAAAAAGAAUACAGUUUUAAAAUCACCACAGAGUAGCUCAGAAGCGCCGGAAGACCCGAAGGAAGUGCUUCCUGAAGGAUUUUUCGACGACCCUAAACUUGACGCUAAGGUGCGAAACGUCGAAUACAGAGACCCUGUGGAGGAGGAGUGGGAGAAGUUCAUGAAAACAAUGAAGGAAGAGUCUGAGCAGUCGCACCAAAUCAUCCAGGACGACCAGGAAGAGUCGACGGCCGAGCGACAGUUGGAGGAAAUCGACGAGCAGAUGAGGAAUUGGUCCAGAGUGUUGGAUUUGGAGAAGAAAAAGGAAGAGGUGGAUAUUAAAACAGCGGCGGCCGAUAGCAUCAAGAAGGAACACUCAAGUGACUCAGAAAGCGACGUAGAUGAAGAUUUUGAUGAGUUUUUGGACUGGAGAUCCAAACAUUCAUGAGCAAUGCUAAUUAAUAAAUACAAUGGAAUAAUUGUUAGGAAAAUA